AUUUCAUGUUAUAAGCGUAGUUACGAAACUGCUCCGCUGGCGUGCAUUCGUUGUUGGAAUCAUCCAAAGAAUAAUCGAAUAUCAUACGUGAUCUUACUGAAGUCACUUUGAAGUAAAAUGGCAGAUAAUGAUGAUCUUCUGGAUUAUGAAGAUGAGGAGCAGAAUGAACAGCCUGAUGGAAGUGGAGAUGUUCCUGCCAAGAAGGAAGUAAAGGGCACGUACGUCUCUAUCCACAGCAGUGGAUUCAGAGAUUUUCUUUUGAAACCAGAGAUUCUACGUGCUAUUGUUGAUUGCGGUUUUGAACAUCCAUCUGAAGUACAACAUGAAUGCAUUCCUCAAGCGGUACUUGGAAUGGAUAUAUUAUGUCAAGCAAAAUCUGGUAUGGGAAAAACUGCUGUAUUUGUAUUAGCCACUCUACAGCAAUUGGAAUUGACAGAGAAUCAAGUCUAUGUCCUGGUAAUGUGCCAUACUCGAGAAUUAGCAUUCCAAAUCAGUAAGGAGUAUGAAAGAUUCAGCAAAUACAUGCCGCAUGUAAAAGUUGGUGUAUUUUUUGGUGGCUUACCUAUUCAGAAAGAUGAAGAUGUCUUGAAGACUGUAUGCCCUCAUAUUGUCGUCGGUACCCCUGGACGUAUCCUCGCUCUUGUGCGGAAUAAGAAAUUGAACCUGAAACAUCUGAAACAUUUCAUAUUAGAUGAAUGUGACAAGAUGCUUGAAUUACUAGACAUGCGCCGGGACGUACAGGAAAUAUUUAGAAGCACGCCACAUAGCAAGCAAGUUAUGAUGUUCAGCGCUACGUUGUCCAAGGAGAUACGUCCUGUCUGCAAAAAGUUCAUGCAAGAUCCCAUGGAAGUCUAUGUCGAUGACGAGGCGAAGCUCACCUUGAACGGUCUACAACAACAUUAUGUUAAAUUGAAGGAGAACGAGAAGAACAAGAAGUUAUUUGAACUUCUGGAUGUACUCGAAUUUAAUCAGGUUGUUAUAUUCGUGAAGUCAGUACAAAGAUGUAUGGCUUUAGCGCAACUUCUGACAGAGCAGAAUUUCCCUGCAAUUGGAAUUCACCGAGGCAUGACGCAAGAGGAACGAUUAUCCAGAUAUCAGCAAUUCAAAGAUUUUCAAAAGCGUAUUUUGGUAGCAACGAACCUGUUUGGACGUGGUAUGGAUAUAGAACGCGUCAAUAUCGUGUUUAAUUACGAUAUGCCGGAAGAUUCCGACACGUACUUGCAUAGAGUUGCACGUGCUGGUCGUUUCGGCACAAAGGGCCUUGCUAUCACGUUAGUCAGCGACGAGAGUGAUGCCAAGAUAUUGAACGACGUUCAAGAAAGGUUUGACGUAAAUAUCACAGAAUUGCCGGACGAAAUUGAUCUCGCUUCUUAUAUUGAAGGACGAUGAAUUGAACCUGCACAGUUUUAUUUUACAAUAAGAUCUUAAAGCACAUAAAUGUUUCUUCUAAAGCUGUCAAUUCCACCUCAAAUAUAAAAGUUUGAUGUGAAAUGAUAAUUAUAGAAAUAUGUGUAAACCAAAAGUAACCUAUAAACGCAUCCAUUACAAGAUACGUUUUUGCAAAUAUUUUUAUUGACUAUUAGAUGCUGAUUUUUAUGAUCGUAUUAUAAUCAUAGUUACUUAAUCUUCAAUUUCAACAAUAAAUAAUCUGUAAGAGUGUAAAUUGUCUUAUUCCAUAAUUAGAAAAUAAGUAUUACGAUCAUAGAUGUGGAUCAUGAAUUUCAGUCGCACGUAAAUGUAAACCAUCACAAUAAAAACUCACUUUUGUAAGCAAA
Molecule: messenger RNA, 1775 nt
Organism: Harpegnathos saltator (Jerdon's jumping ant)
Lineage: Eukaryota; Metazoa; Arthropoda; Insecta; Hymenoptera; Formicidae
Gene: Hel25E
Product: ATP-dependent RNA helicase 25E
Exons: 11
Coding region: 118-1389 (423 amino acids)
Molecular function (GO): RNA helicase activity; ATP binding; nucleic acid binding
Source: RefSeq, a predicted model, not a curated record